This is a messenger RNA of Drosophila ficusphila, 2133 nucleotides long. RefSeq names its product augmin complex subunit dgt6 (gene dgt6). Gene Ontology annotation, molecular function: microtubule binding. Gene Ontology annotation, cellular component: HAUS complex; mitotic spindle microtubule. The record is from RefSeq and is a predicted model, not a curated record. NCBI's taxonomy places the organism in Eukaryota, Metazoa, Arthropoda, Insecta, Diptera, Drosophilidae. Gene Ontology annotation, biological process: spindle assembly.
CAAAGCAAAGGCUUUGAACGAAACCGCCAUAUUUCCUUUUUAGUUUCUUUUUAUAAGUUUUAAAUUUAAGAAAAUUUGAUAUUUAUUUAAAAGUAUGGAUCGUACAACCAUCGCGCCUUGGAGGGCCGAAGAGAAGGAGCAGAGCGAAAAGUUGCACAAGAAGCUGCAAGGCCUGGCGCUGGUGCAUCCUUUGCCAGAUGAGUUGCGAAAACUUCUCGCCUGGGACAUGUUCCUUAAGCCCAACCAGGUGGCUUUCUUUCACGUCAUGCACUACCUUUUCCGGCUUCUGGACCCGGCCGAGUUCAAGAGGCGAUUCUUUUGGCCUAUCACUGAUAAGAAAUCGGAGGCCAAUUUCCGAUCAAGCACGGUGGAGUACCUUAAGCACCUGAACGAGAAACAUCAGCUGCACUGGGCUAACAUCAAGUCCUACCUGGUUGUCAUGCCUGGAGGAAUGAGGUUCAUCAACUUCUUGCUGGAAUUUGUAGGCUUUGUCAUCCAAGAGCAGAUUAAGCAGCGCGAGAAGUCAAUGGGCUUGGAGGCAGGUACUUCUCAUGUUAGUGCCAAGGUUAUGGCCCGCCAAAAUGCUGUGAUGAAGGAAUAUGCCUCAGGCUAUAUCGCCAAUUUGGAGGAGAACACGGCCCUGUUGCGGCACAAAACUAAAGAGAUCAGACGCAUGAUGGCCGAACUGUCCGAGGACAUAGAAGUUCCUGUGGAACAAUUAGUGGACGAUAGCUUUCUGGAUGAAUUCGAAGCUAACGUGGCACUUGGAGUAGAUCAUGUUGUUGCAAAACGGAGUAAUAUGACAUUAGACGUUGAGGAUUCGAUGAUUGGCCUCAAAGAGGCCAUCGAACUGUUCCAGUCUAAGCAGGCGGAGCUUAAUCAGAGUAAGGAGGCAGUGGAUAAGGCUCUACGGGGAAUGCGGGUAUUAUUUAAUUCCGACCCAGUUCCAGAAGGAGAUUUAUUCGAACAGGAUGGAAUGGAAGCCCUUAUAAAUGCGUUUAAUCGUGUAAGCGGAACAAUUGCUGAGCAACUGGAUGCCAACGACCACUACAACGAGUCCAACGCCUUUGUCACCUCUGAAUUGAAAGCGUUGCGAGAGGACGUGACCCAAUCUGAAGUGCAGUUAAACGAUUUACUGAAGAAACUAAACGAACCAUCCAAAAAGAAGGCAAGCGGCAGCGCAAGUUCCUCUGCCCGGGCACAUCUGCUUCCGCCGGCCACUCCUCGCUUUGAUUCGCUCAUCAGCUCGAAGUUCGUGUCCACUCCCCCUAUUAGGAUAGACAUGGCCGGGACCAGUGGCCGCAAUGCUCCAGUCCGUCUUGCACUCCAGGACGACUUUAAUGGCAAACAAUUUGAUGCUUUAAGCAACAGUUUAUUGGCACCAGCUCCACCUCGAUCAGCGCGUAAGCUUAAAUCGCUCGACCAGUCGGCGUGCAUGGAUCUGAAUGGCACUUUAAACCGAUCUAAGAUCAACGAUCCCAUGCAAAUGCUGCGCACCAUCCACAAAAACACAUCCAAGGUGAAGACUGCGCCGCAGCCAAAUCUAUCAGCUUUGGGAAGCAAAUGGAAGCAGAUGCAAGCCUCUUUUGGUUUUGAUGAAGAACCAGUGCCAGGAGCAGCGGUGGUUUCGCCACAAACUUCACCAGCGGAACCCAGCGAUCCCUUCACUCCUCUGAGCAACAGCGAGUGCACUCGCAUCGAACGUAUUCCCCGUACUUCAGAAAAUAACAGCUCUCUGGUCGCCAUGAGCGCAGCUGUAAUGAAGGUCCUAGAGGUUUCGCGGAAUGUUCUCAAUCUUAGCACCUCGCCAUCUGGACGGUUGGAUGCCCUGGUACCGCCCACCGAGGCCCAGCAGCAGGACACACCUCGCCUUUUGCUUAACGAUAGAACCAUAAAUGAUUUACAGUCACUCGAUUAUGAUUUAAAUACGGAAAACGACCUAAAUGCACUGAAUGUCUCAAAUAAGUUUAAUUUUGAUGAAAUCGGUGGCGAUGAUGACCUGCAGAACAUCAGCGAUAGCGUUUUAAAAGAUAUUAUCUUGUAGUUAAAGGCAACAAAAGAAUGAAAGAACUGUUAUGGUGGAAAUAUAUUAUUAUUGCAGCUUUCCUAUUGAUAAAUAUUACUAUUUUGCAA